AAAAUUUGAGUUUUGGUGUGCCAAAAAAAUAAUAAUCACUGUGUAUUGUGUAAAAUAUAAAUGUUGCGGUUUAAUUUGGACUUAUCUUUUAAGAUUCAUUACAAUUAUUAAUAUUAUCCAUUCAAUUUUAUAAACCACCGGGUUGAUGCGCCUUAUCCUUUCUAAUAAAAUUGUGCAUGUAAACAAUGGACUAAAGAUUUUUGACGAAUUUCCCUAUUUAUUGCUAAGCGCUUUAAGUGCUUUCUCAAACACUCGGCAAUCAGUAUUCACUGUGUAGUUAUUUGUUUUAUUACUACGACGUUCAGUUAUGUAUUCAUUCGAGGGAGAUUUUAGAAGAAAGCCCCAGCAAAACCUAGCUGGAGCUAGUGCACAGCGAAAGACUGAUAGAGACGGUCUCAUACACCAGACGCAAUUACAGAGACAAAAACGAGAGGAACACAGAAAAAGGCUCAACAGUACAAUUAAAAUCCAAGCUUAUGUGCGAAGUUAUCUAACAAGAAAACAUUGUAAACAAAUUGAGAGACAGAGUUUUGAUAAUCUUUUUUCUCAAGUAGCUAAUUUUGACCAAUCCAUGCAGUCAGUCCUUGUUGGAAAAUUAUUAUUUUUUUAUGAUCACAAAAUUGACAGCAAAAGAUUGGUAUCUAUAUCCCAAAUUUUGUUAAAACAAUGGCAAAAUAUAUUCAUUAGUGAUACUUCCUCCAUACAGUUAAGGCGAUUAUUGGAAUUGCAUUUAAGGUUGUUAAGAAUGGAUUCAGAGGUACCAUUGGCUGUACCUCUUCGAAUGUUUGAAGUUUUUACCUCUGUGAACACUGUUAGUACAAUGAUGAGCCAAGAAAAUGCAAUGAAUGUAGUUGGGCGCAUGUUUCUCUUUCUCGUCAAAAGAGGAUACUUUAUGGAGCUCUGUCACCUUAUAUGUAGGAAAACACCACCUCUCUAUGGUCCUUCAGCAAAUCCACCAACACCCCUUUGUGGAGCAUUAUAUGAUUUGAUACAAAGGCCCUUAUAUCUGACAAGCAGAGUUACCGUACCUGAAUAUAAUGACUUAAUUAUGACAGAAUUUGCAUCAGCAUUUUUAUGCAAUCCUUAUCCGGAACCUGUGGAACUGUUUAUAAUACCUGCACUAGCCAAUGACGUCAACAGGCGAUUUCCAUUUGUUGCUCUUAUAGAAUGCUUGCAAGACGAGUCAAAGUAUACCAAUAGUCGACUCUGUAAUGACUCUUGGCUUUUACAUUCCGUACUUAUGCUUGAACCAUCUGGAUUUGUUAAUGAGGUCCGCAAAAUAGAUCAUACAAGGCUGCCACUCAAUCAGAUUGUACUCAAUUAUCUUAGAAUACUCGCUAAGUUAACAGUAAAUGCAUGCAAUAAACAAAUAAAGUAUGAAUAUGAAGACUCCUUGUAUAGUCAAGAAACAGCAGCCGAUAAUGACGAUGAUGAUAGUGACAGUGAAAGUGAACCAAAUCCUACUUCAGUUAGGGAACAAACUCUAUUGACAAAAUGUGUUGAGACCUUAAAUGAGCCUGAACGCUGCGUGAUGAAUACAUGUGGACAGAUAGUGGAAACUGAUUUGAGUGACGAUUUCAUAGAUUAUGUCUCACAAAUUUGUCACAAUUUACUAUUGAGUCAUCGAAUGGCGUUGCAUAAGUACAGAUUAUUAUACACACUUGCAUUUAAACCUCUAUUUCUCCGCGGUCUGUGGCAUUGGCUAACUAAUAUGUCUCAUAAGUCAACUUUCGGGACAAACACCCCAUUAAUAUCAGCUCUGUCUCGGGGUAUGGGGGCAGACGCAUCAGUUAUGGGAGUACAUAGGCUGUUGGCGCCAUUAGCUGUUUUCUGUGCUUUGUUCACUUUGUUGAUAGGAACUCUGCAUGACACGGAAUUCUUUAGAGAUACGGAGAGUGAUGAAAAAAUUGCAGUGCCAAAUAUAUCGAAUACCACUGGGCGUGUACACGCAUUUGAUUUCUCGGAGCUAAGUGGUCUGUGUCGUACUCUGAAACAAGUAUGUCUUGGGCUUGUUGAGUUAGUUUACCCCGAAUCUAGACCAUCUAUAGUGGGUCAGUAUAAGGAUGCUGUAGGAGCCCUGACUGACGCCCCAGCUAAGAAUUUGACACCGGCAUGGACGCAUUUGUUUAAGGUGUGUACGCAACUUUUACGUGCGUUGUACGCUCGUGAUAGUCGUUUGCAAUUUACGGGGGGCGUGUCUUGGGCUUCUCCUGGGGCCGUGGGUGUGCCUCCGGUUCCCGCAGAUGGAACUGCAGCAUCUCUAGCUGUAAGGGGCAGACACCGACGAACUUACAGGGCUCAUUUGGCUCAUCUUGCGCCUACGGAACAAGAAGAGGGGCCUCCGCUAACAAUAAAGGAAUUGAGAACUGUAACUAUACUGAGAGAGAUACCGUUCGUUGUGCCAUUUUCAACUCGGGUUCUAAUCUUUCAAGGCUUAUUAUUUAGGGAAAAAUCUGAGCAUUGGUAUGAAAUGACGAAUUUUAAUGAGGGCCCUUCAAUAAACAUAAGUGUGCGGCGAACGCACCUCUACGAAGACGCAUUUGAUAAACUUAGACCCGAAAAUGAGCCAAACUUGAAACUUAAACUGCGAGUACAACUAAUCAAUCAGGCCGGUGCAGAGGAACCAGGGGUUGAUGGUGGAGGACUUUUUAGGGAAUUUUUGUCAGAACUUCUAAAGUCGGCUUUUGACCCAAACAGGGGUCUAUUUAGGCUAACCAAGGAUAACAUGUUGUAUCCGAAUCCCGGAGUUCAUUUAUUGUAUGACGACUUCCCUGUCCACUACUAUUUUAUUGGGAGAAUGCUAGGAAAGGCGCUAUACGAGAAUCUUUUGGUAGAACUGCCUCUGGCGGAGUUUUUCUUAGCGAAAUUGUGCUCUUCCCGUGAGCCCGAUGUACACGCGCUUGCGUCUCUAGAUCCAGGUCUCUAUCGAGGUCUGUUGUUGCUGAAAUCACACAGCUGGGAAGAUGUACCAGAUUUAGGAUUGGACUUUACCGUUGUCAGUGAUGAGCUGGGAGAACAAAGGAUAGAAGAAUUGAAACCGGGAGGUGCUAAUAUUGCCGUGACAGCGGAAAAUAGAAUAGAAUACAUUCAUCUUGUUGCCGAUUUCAAAUUGAAUAGACAAAUCCGUGCGCAGUGUAACGCGUUCAAACGAGGCUUAAUGUCAGUGAUUAACUCUGAAUGGUUGAGAAUGUUUUCGUGUCGAGAACUUCAAUUAUUAAUAUCUGGGGCCGAAGUGCCAAUAGAUUUGCACGAUUUAAAGCAACAUACACAAUAUGGAGGUGGUUUCUCCGAAACACAUCCAACUAUACAACAUUUCUGGAAAGUAGUGGAGAGGUUUACGGACGACCAACGCCGACAAUUACUCAAAUUUGUUACCAGUUGUUCUAGACCACCCUUAUUAGGGUUCAAGGACUUACAACCACCGUUCUGCAUACAAUCAGCUGGUUCAUCGGACCGGCUCCCCUCCUCAUCAACUUGUAUGAACCUCUUAAAAAUACCGGAAACAAACUCUGAAGAGAUUUUAGCUGAAAAGCUUUUAUAUGCGAUACAGGCUGGCGCCGGAUUUGAAUUAAGUUAGGUCCCAGUCAACGUUAUUUAAUUUCCUUGUUAAUGUAGAUACAUAGAUUUUACAAACUUUUAUCUCGAUGUGAUAGUGGGCCGGUGCGACGGUUUAAAUUAUGGAACAAAUUAGUUAUUCUUCAUUGUUUGUUGUGAAAGUUCGGAAUGAAUUUGGGAGUCUUAUGUAUUUAUUUAAAAUAAUUGGUGUCAAAGUGUUUAUUAAUAUUUUAGCUCAUGUAAAUAAAUACAAGAUAUUUAAGAUGA
Messenger RNA from Pieris brassicae (large cabbage white), 3822 nucleotides. RefSeq names its product ubiquitin-protein ligase E3C. Gene Ontology annotation, molecular function: protein binding; ubiquitin protein ligase activity. The record is from RefSeq and is a predicted model, not a curated record. Gene Ontology annotation, biological process: ubiquitin-dependent protein catabolic process; protein polyubiquitination. Lineage: Eukaryota; Metazoa; Arthropoda; Insecta; Lepidoptera; Pieridae. Bases 308 to 3577 code for a protein of 1089 amino acids. The transcript is spliced from 20 exons.